Molecule: messenger RNA, 1094 nt
Organism: Cyprinus carpio (common carp)
Lineage: Eukaryota; Metazoa; Chordata; Actinopteri; Cypriniformes; Cyprinidae
Product: ubiquitin carboxyl-terminal hydrolase 12-like
Exons: 7
Coding region: 174-1094 (306 amino acids)
Biological process (GO): protein deubiquitination
Cellular component (GO): nucleus; cytosol
Molecular function (GO): cysteine-type deubiquitinase activity; cysteine-type endopeptidase activity
Source: RefSeq, a predicted model, not a curated record
GGCUAAAAGUCGAACACUGACACAGUGUCCCUGGGAGAUCUUUGUAUCACACUGCUGCAUGACCACCGCGAGGAUAGGAAUUAAUGGUCAGGGUUCAAUGGUUCUUGUUCGAUAUUUUUAGUUGUACGGGUUUUUUUCCUUCCUUUUCUAAUUAAAACAGCAAAAUCUUGUUUAUGCUUCUGUCGUCUGCUGAAGGUCUCCAGGCAUUUGUUUGCAGAGGAAACCCUAAACCCAACGACAGAUUUCUCAUCAUAUGGAAAGUAUUAUACAGUUUGGGUCAUGGUUUACUGACCCAAAGAGUAAAAUAUAGGCACACAGAUAAAACAAUAACACGCUCAUCACGGGAGAAGUUUGGACAACAGAUUACAUUUAAUCUGAAACUUAAAGCUUGUAGUGUAUUAUUUCCAUUUCAGAACUCACAGCAGUCAAAGGAAAAGCAAACACAUAUGAUGCCAUCGCCACCGAAAGAGCAAAACAAUCCUCUGCCUCAAACAAAUGCACAAGACACUUGUUCUAAAAAACAUACUAAAGAUGACUUCUGUGCUGUAACUAUCAGUGAAACCUCCCCACACUUGAUGAGAUACAUUGGAUUAGAGAAUCAGGGAGCCACAUGCUACUUGAACACAGUGCUGCAAAUACUCUUCAGGACAGAGGAGUUCAGAGAGGCUGUGGAAAGUUUGCAGGAAGUUCCUUCAGUUCUGGUUUUGCACCUGGAGAGAUUUGAAUUUGAUUAUGACACCAUGUGCUAUGUGAAGAAUUACUCCUCAGUGCAAAUUCCUCUCCAGUUAUCGGUGAAGGAAGAGGCUGGUGUAAAUCACACAUAUGAUCUGUAUGCUAUAGUCAACCAUUCUGGCUCUCUCAAUGGAGGACACUACUAUGCUGACAUCAAAGAUGAGAACGGCUGGUAUCGAUUUGAUGACUCUGUAGUGUAUAGACUCGAGGUGCUGUUUAAGAGCCGUGUUCUAAUGAGAUGCAGCGGUGACCGAUCAACCGGCGGUGAGGACGUGCAGGUGUGCCUCGUUGGUUGGGCGCAACCACUUUGGUGGGCGACGCUGAUUCCUCCUAGGACGCUCGUCACAUUCCCACCCCCCUAA